Molecule: messenger RNA, 2213 nt
Organism: Zonotrichia leucophrys gambelii
Lineage: Eukaryota; Metazoa; Chordata; Aves; Passeriformes; Passerellidae
Product: solute carrier family 25 member 33-like
Exons: 7
Coding region: 72-1019 (315 amino acids)
Biological process (GO): pyrimidine nucleotide import into mitochondrion
Cellular component (GO): mitochondrion
Molecular function (GO): pyrimidine nucleotide transmembrane transporter activity
Source: RefSeq, a predicted model, not a curated record
CCGCCCGGGCGCCUCCUCCUGCGGCGGCCUGGCCCGGGCCGGGGCCGGGGCCGGGCGGCAGCGGCGGGGCCAUGUCGCAGCACAGCACGCUGCUCCACCUGCUCGCCGGAGGAUGUGGUGGAACUGCUGGAGCCAUCCUGACGUGUCCCCUGGAAGUGGUGAAGACACGUCUGCAGUCAUCCCAGCUGGCACUGCGGCCUCUGUGCCUCCCAGAGAUUCAGCUGCCAGGGAUGAGUGUGAGGCUAAUGAAUCCCACCCCACCAUCUCCUGGAGUGCUCAAGUUGCUGAGGGCCAUCCUUGAGAAGGAAGGCAAACGGUCCCUGUUCCGAGGUCUGGGUCCAAACCUCGCUGGGGUUGCUCCUUCCCGGGCUAUAUAUUUUGCUGCCUAUUCUGCUACUAAGGAGAGGCUUAAUACUGUCCUGGUGCCGGAGUCUAAGGAAGUACACAUAUUAGCAGCAGCCUGUGCAGGCAUUAGCUCAGCCACACUCACCAACCCCAUCUGGCUAGUGAAAACGAGGAUGCAGCUGGAAGCCAGGGUGAAGGGGGAGACAGCCAGCAGCGCUCUCCAGUGUGCCAUGCACGUGUACCGCACAGAAGGCCUGCGUGGAUUUUACCGUGGGAUCACUGCCUCCUAUGCCGGAGUGUCAGAGACCAUCAUACACUUUGUCAUCUAUGAAGCACUGAAAAAGGAGCUGAGAAACAGCCAGCAUUCCCAUUCCCCAUCACUCACACUUCCACAAAACAACAACGAUUUCUUCGGACUAAUGAGCGCUGCCGCUGUCUCCAAAACAUGCGCUACGUGCAUUGCAUAUCCACACGAGGUCAUUCGGACGCGGUUGCGAGAGGAGGGCUCCCGGUACCGUUCCUUGGCACAGACUCUGCAGCUGGUGGUCCGUGAAGAGGGACCCUUGGCUUUGUACCGGGGGCUCCUGGCGCACCUGAUCCGCCAGAUCCCAAACGCCGCCAUCAUGAUGGCCACCUACGAACUCAUCGUUCAUUUGGCCUCUCCCACCUUGUAAGCUGUAGCACUUGGCUGAGGCUGCUGUGGAGGUACAGGGACAUCGUGCUCCCAAGACCUGGUCCUUUGCAGGGCUCUGAGAGGUGGUGCUUUUUGUCACAGAUCAGAUCUGAGUCAGGCAUUCUCAGGACGCAACGGCUAUUUUGUGCCAAGUUUUUUGCUCCAAUGUGCACAGUGUAGCCUUUUUUUUUUCCUUCUGGACACUUGAAUUAUUCUAGUGCUUCAAGAUGUCAGGGUAUUGGUUUGACAGUUCCUGUUGUAAACUCCCUUGAUGAAACAAAGGCAUAGAAUUUACUGGGAAUGAGACAAAGCAGAAAAGUUUAAGAGUGUUUUAUCCCAGCACGUUCACUUCUUUUGGACCCAGUAACAACCAUACAUGGGCACAGUUGGGCAUGAAGACAGGCUAGAGCUGAAACUUCUGAGAGAACUGCAGCAAGCAGAGAUCUUGUGCUGCAACCUUUGCCCUCAGAGGGGCUCGUCCACUCUCACCUACUGUACUGCCUUCUUGCCCCUAAGGAGGAUUUCUCAACCUUGGCUGCCAACAAAUUGCAGAAUUUUCCUCUGGGUCCCUCACAUGUUGCAGCCAUUGCCCCAAGAUGUGUCAAUCAGCUGACAGCCCCUUUUUGUCUUGCAGGGUCUGAAAAACCAGACCAAGUAGAUCCAGGGAAGAAGCACAACCUGCUCUGAAGCACUAUCCUAACAACUCAUGCUACUGCUGGGCUCAGAGCCAUGCUGUGCUAGUAUUUGUUGUAUUUCCAUCCCCUCCAUGCUCAGCAGAAAGAGGAAGAUGCCUCCUUCCCCCAGAAGUGCUGGGGCUGUUCUACAACUGGAACCCCUGGUAUAAAAAAUACUCUUAUCAUACUGAUAAAAAAAGCAGAUCAUGUGACAAGAUGGAUGAAGCUAAGGAGAUUUGGCCUGUUUCUGUUGAUACACUAAGUGUAUGAAAAGAGACUUAUUUAUUUUCCUGUGUUCAAGAAUUCAGUUUGCUGCAUGUGCUACAUUUGCCUGCGACAGGCUUGAGUGCCUUCUGUUCAUUUGUGGGUCCCUAGCUCUGAGUCCUGGGGAAGGCUACAUUGUGUUUACAGAGCAUUUUGAUUCUCAGAAAAGCUCAGGGUAGGGUCGUGAGUGAUGUGUUUUUCUUGCUUCAUCACAUAUGCUAAAAAUUGUAACCCUUCCCCGAGAUAAGGUAGUAAUU